AUGCUUAAUCCAGUUCGCCGACUCAUGCGGCGCUUCAGACCAACACGCAACGCAAUCUUGCAUGAUAAUACUGGUGGCACAGCGUCAGAGCCCGGCGAGGCCAAAGUGCCAAAGAACUCUUCGAUACCGCCCACCCCCACAAACACAAGUGCAAAAGCUGCCAAGCGCACCCGUCUCUUUCCACCGCCAGAUUCAACAACUGAAGAAGGCCCGCCGUCUAUCGUCUUCCAUAAGCCUAUAAGCGCGAGCGACUUGGUGGUCAACUACAUGGACGAAGAGGAAGUGCCAGAGAUCAUUGAACGAAAUGAGGGAGUAGAAGCGCGAUGGCUGAAGAAACACGCUUUUCGCGGCUUUCAGCGCUGUCUCUGUGCGCACCGUAAGGUCUUGUGCUUCUGCUAUCGAUUACCUGGAACGCGGCGUCGAGCCUCUGCCAUUAAUCGUCUCCCAAUAGAGAUCCUUGAUAUGAUCCUCGCGGAAGCCCUGCCGCCCAACUGGCUUUUGGAUCCGUCGCUAAAAUGCGGACCGGACUCAGCUUGGUGCCACGCGAUGACGAUGAAGCGGAGUCUAAGUCUGGUCUGCAAAUAUUGGUACUCAGCCAUGGUCAAAUUCUUCUACCGCGACAUAGCUAUUCGCCGCGCUCCCCAGCUCUUUUGUCUUGCCCAGACCCUCGCGCGCUGCCCUGACUUCGGCAAUGACGUUCACAGUUUCACAAUGAUGUGCUAUGUGCUCAAAGAAGACACCGAGUUGGUGACGAAUGCGCUUUCAGAUAUCUGGAAGAAAUGCCCCAAGCUUAAACAAGUUGCACAACUUUCACCAUUGGAGCUCCCGUUCCCGUAUCCCCUACCCGCACUACCCGUGACCGUGGAGCGACUUGACAUCGGCCAAUUCGAGUCGCCUGAGCUGAUUGCCAACCUCCUCUCGAAGCACUGCAGCCAACUUCGUGAACUUUCUGUUCCUGGUCUUGACAGCGAGUUGCUGGACCUCCCCUUCGCUUUCCCGCACCUCGAAACGCUUCAUGUCUUGCGUUGGAACAUUGCGGGCUCCCAGCUCUCCAAAUUUGGGACCCAGUGGUCGAUGCCAAAACUUAGAAACCUUCGUUUUGCUGCCAGGCAAUUUCAAAUCCCAACUUACGACCUGAUCCUCCGCCACCACGGCCGCAACCUCGAAUAUCUUGAAUUCCCCAAUAUAUACACUCACCAGCACAUCCGUUCGGGCGGGUAUUUGGAAGAUUACCAACCUCUCCUCCAACUCUGUGGAAAACUGAAGCAUGUUGUGCUCCCGAUGCACCAUUUUCUCGGGUCAAUUCCACCACCUCAUGCUCGUCUUAGCCCGCCUGAGGAGUAUCUGAGGGGCAUAGAGCGAGUUGAUAUCUGGCACACCGACAUCCACAAGGAGCAUUGGUUUCCUUGGGAAUCGACUUUGGGCCCGUACAACUGGCCAUUCAUCACGGGCAAGUUUGGUGACUGCAGACAGUUUCGCUUCAUCGAUGUCGCGCUAGCUGCUAUCGUUGAGGGAAUCCCGCGACUGAUAGACACUGAUAUUCGCGGGCGAUGGUCGUGUUGGGGAAUGGAGAUCUUGCAACAACACGAAGACAGUGGCCGAGGCCAGCCACGACGUCUUGCGUUAAAACUGGGAGACUUCCCGCUCAUCAACGAGUGGGGUAACACAUAUUUUGGGAAGCUGGAAACACAUGCGGUAGUGCGCGACCAAGAGGCCUGGAACAAACUCGGUCGGGUUCGCCGGGCCGAGAAGGAGGUUGACGGGCCGGGUCCGCUUCGGCGUGGAGGAACGGUACAACGAUUCAACUCGUUACCGCCGGUGCCUAAUGACCCGGAGGACACUAUUCCGGGGCCUUAUGAAUAUACUAGCGCUGAGAAGCUGGCGGAAAGGCUGAAGGAUGAGACAGAUGAUGAGGAUGAGGGCGAGUUGGUGGAGGAAUAUGUCGCUGAUUUGAAUGACGAGUUUUAUCAGAGAACUUAA
Molecule: messenger RNA, 1980 nt
Organism: Mycena indigotica
Lineage: Eukaryota; Fungi; Basidiomycota; Agaricomycetes; Agaricales; Mycenaceae
Exons: 4
Coding region: 1-1980 (659 amino acids)
Source: RefSeq, a predicted model, not a curated record